Molecule: messenger RNA, 1353 nt
Organism: Ostrea edulis (European flat oyster)
Lineage: Eukaryota; Metazoa; Mollusca; Bivalvia; Ostreida; Ostreidae
Product: G-protein coupled receptor 157-like
Exons: 3
Coding region: 27-1136 (369 amino acids)
Biological process (GO): adenylate cyclase-activating G protein-coupled receptor signaling pathway; cell surface receptor signaling pathway
Cellular component (GO): plasma membrane
Molecular function (GO): G protein-coupled receptor activity
Source: RefSeq, a predicted model, not a curated record
AAAGCGGAAGUUGUGUAUUCAUCUGCAUGUAUAUCAAACCACGCUUGCUGUGGAUAUUCAUAUCAGUUUUUGCGGCAAUGGCAUCGUCAAUGUGUAGCAAUGAGUCCGCCUGGACAAAUCUAACUUCCUCAAUGGAUAACAAAAGGUUACCCGACUCAGUGCUUAUAUGUACUUUUGUAAGUAGUUCUCUGUCCAUCAUAGGAGCAAUCGUCAUAUUUGUAACCUAUUGCACGAUUCCCGAGGCAAAGAAUCAAACCCGACGUCUACUCAUUUAUCUGACGAUUGCCGACCUUCUGACUUCAUCGGGGAAUCUUCUAGGAGCUAUACGAUAUUCUUACACUCACCGGAAUCAGGGACUAAUUACAGAAGAACACAUCAUUUGGCACUGUCAUCACCCGGACGAUAUUUGUGCCGCUCAGAGCCUGAUAAACACAUUUUCUGCGCUAGCCUCGUUUUCAUGGACUAUAAUUAUUGGUCUACAUAUUCUCUUAGCGCUUGUGUAUCAAUCCGAAUGGUGUUUUACUACAAUGCCAAAAGUUCUGGCCCAUUCUGUGUCUUGGGGUAUACCACUCGUGAUCACCUUGACAGCUGCCUUCAAGAAUGUUCUCGGAGAGGAUCUAUCCAUCGGAAGCGGCCCAUGGUGCUGGAUUAGGGGCUGUUUGGACCAGGAAAAAACCAUCCUGUGGAUGACAGUGAGUGGGAAAGGCUGGGAGAUCCUGACCUAUAUCGUCACAGCGUUCCUGUACAUUUAUCUCAAGUACUAUAUGAUUAGGAAGCGUCGUAGAGAGGGCCAACCCAACCUCCGUUAUAGCCAAAUCUCGUACCGUCUCCGUGAUGACGACGAGAAUUACGUGCUCCUGUGGUUUGUUCUUUACAUCUUACGAAUCUGGGGAACGGCAAGAUAUGUGAUAUUUGUCUACAAGGCCAGUACGGGUCAAACGUCCGUGCUGGACUUUGAUCAGACAGACAUGGUACUUAUGCACUUUCAGAGCGUUGGUGACAGCUCCCAGGCGUUUUUCAAUUGUCUCCUUUUUUGUGUCAUGGACACCACAGUAAGGCGAGGAUUAAUAACUAGGAUCUUCUGUCAACAGAACCAACUUCAAGGAAGACAACUUAAUGAAUACAACCAGAUUUAAACAAGUCUAAGUGAUUUUUCUGUGGAAAUCAAGAGGGAUAGUAUUAAAUCUCUAAAAUUCAAGGUUUUAAACAAAAUUCUUUUCGAAAAUGAUAUAAUCAUUAAAGAAGUAUGAGAUGUUUUCUGUAUUUCUGUCAACAACAAACUAAUGAUUCUGAUGCCUGAGAACAGUUUCUGCUGUCGUCAUGUAUUUUGAAUACAGUUUUUUUUCUGAUUUA